GGCUGGUGGCGGCGGCCGGGCCGGGGUGAGCAGCGGUUCGGUGGCUUCACCUGUCCCCAUUCACCGGCGGCGACCGGCGGAGGCGGGCAGCGCGUCAGGCGGAGAGAGCCGCCGCCAGGAAUGAAUCUGAAGUCUGCUGCAGUAAAACACUGAAGGCUUUAAAAUGUUUUCUUGCAUAAAACUCAAAGUUUAGCUGCUUAUGAGGAUAGGGAAGGCAGGAAGCUAAUGUCUGUCUCAAGAUACAGGACAGCUGUUUGCUCAUCAACCUCAACUGUGUGUGCAACAGAGGAACAUGGCUCAAGAAACUAAUCACAGCCAAGUGCCUAUGCUUUGUUCCACUGGCUGCGGAUUUUAUGGAAACCCUCGUACAAAUGGCAUGUGUUCAGUAUGUUAUAAAGAACAUCUUCAAAGACAGAAUAGUAGUAAUGGUAGAAUAAGCCCACCUGCACCUUCUGUCAGUAGUCUGUCUGAGUCUUUACCAGUUCAGUGCACAGAUGGCAGUAUCCCAGAAACUCAGUCGGCGUUAGACUCUACAUCUUCAUCUAUGCAGCCAAGCCCUGUAUCAAAUCAGUCACUUUUAUCAGAAUCUGUAGCAUCUUCCCAAGUGGACAGUACCUCUGUGGAUAAAGCAAUACCUGAAACAGAAGACCUGCAAGCUUCAGUAUCAGAAACGGCACAGCAGCCAUCUGAAGAGCAAAGCAAGUCUCUUGAAAAACCAAAACAAAAAAAGAAUCGCUGUUUCAUGUGCAGGAAGAAAGUGGGACUUACUGGGUUUGAAUGUCGGUGUGGAAAUGUUUACUGUGGUGUACACCGUUACUCAGAUGUACACAAUUGCUCUUACAAUUACAAAGCUGAUGCUGCUGAGAAAAUCAGAAAAGAAAAUCCAGUAGUUGUUGGUGAAAAGAUCCAGAAGAUUUGAACUCCUGGAAUACAAAAUCCUUUGACCAUCUGCAAACUAAAAAUUGACUUGAGGUUUUUUUUCCUAGUCAUUGGGAAUGUAGAGCAAUGUAUCUUGCAUAGACCUUUUAAUCAUGCAUGUCAUCAGAAGAAUAGAUUUUUGUUUUUGUUUUGAAAAUGACUCUGAACAUUUAUUUACAUUGCAGUUUCUGUGGCUGAAAAGACUUAAGUAAACUUUACAAGUAUUAUCCUUUUAAGAUCAUUUUAAUUUUAGUUGAGUGCAGAGGGCUUUUAUAACAAACGUGGAGAAAUGUCGGAGGGCUGUGAUUUUUCCAGUAUUAAACAUGCAUGCGUUAAUCUUGCAGUUUAUUUUCUCAUUGUGUAUGUAUAUAUAGCUUUUCUCUGCAGCACGAUUUCUCUUUUGAUAAAUGCCCUUUAGGGCACAACUAGUUAUCAGUAUCUGAAUGUAUCUUAAUCAUUAUGGCUGCUUCUGUUUUUCAUUAACAAAGGUUAUACAUAUGUUAGCAUAUAGUUUCUUUGCACCCACUAUUUAUGUUUGAAUCAUUUGUCACAGGAGAGUGUGUGCUGAUGAGAUUCGAAGUUUGUGUGUUUUUAAAUUUUUUUGAGCGAGGGAAGGAAAAGCUGUAUGCAUUUCAUUGCUGACUGCAGGUUUCUUUCAGAUUACGUUCAUUGGUCUGUGUGUAUACAAUAUGAAGAAUGAUCUGAAGUAAUUGUGCUGUAUUUAUGUUUAUCUACCAGUCUUUGAUUAAAUAAAAAGGAAAACCAUAA
Balaenoptera acutorostrata (minke whale) is the source of this 1686-nucleotide messenger RNA. It is a transcript of the gene ZFAND6, whose product is annotated as zinc finger AN1-type containing 6. Gene Ontology annotation, biological process: protein targeting to peroxisome. Lineage: Eukaryota; Metazoa; Chordata; Mammalia; Artiodactyla; Balaenopteridae. The transcript has 7 exons. The record is from RefSeq and is a predicted model, not a curated record. Gene Ontology annotation, molecular function: DNA binding; zinc ion binding; polyubiquitin modification-dependent protein binding. The coding region runs from base 293 to 919 and encodes 208 amino acids.